This is a messenger RNA of Mobula hypostoma (lesser devil ray), 554 nucleotides long. It is a transcript of the gene rpl14, whose product is annotated as ribosomal protein L14. NCBI's taxonomy places the organism in Eukaryota, Metazoa, Chordata, Chondrichthyes, Myliobatiformes, Myliobatidae. Gene Ontology annotation, molecular function: RNA binding; structural constituent of ribosome. The record is from RefSeq and is a predicted model, not a curated record. Gene Ontology annotation, biological process: translation; ribosomal large subunit biogenesis. Bases 13 to 507 code for a protein of 164 amino acids. The transcript has 6 exons. Gene Ontology annotation, cellular component: cytosolic large ribosomal subunit; ribosome.
UGUUUGGAGCGCAUGCGCCCCGCCUGGGUUUUGGUCAGGAGCGGAAGCGGAAACAGCUCCUCUUUCUCUUCGACUCGCGGGCGAAUCGCCAUGGUCUACAAGCGGUACGUGGAGAUUGGCCGCGUGGCCUACAUCGCUUUCGGUCCACACGCCGGCAAGCUAGUAGCGAUCGUCGAUGUCAUCGACCAGAACCGGGCUUUGGUCGAUGGUCCUUGCAGUAGUGUAAGGAGGCAGGCUAUGCCAUUUAAAUGCAUGCAGCUCACUGACUUCAAGAUUAAAAUACCACAUAGUGUGCGUCACAAGUUUGUUAAAGCUGCUUGGGAAAAAGAGAAAAUCAAUGAGAAAUGGGAAGCAACUCGUUGGGCGAAGAAGAUCGAAGCCCGGGCAAAGAGAGCUAAAAUGACUGAUUUUGACCGCUAUAAAGUCAUGAAGGCCAAGAAAAUGAGGAACAGAAUCAUCAAGCUAGAAUUGUCUAAACUGAAGAAAGCUGCCAGCAAAAAGGCAUGAAUGUCCACCCUUGAACAAAACAAUAAAUAACAUGUAUUAACACCAAA